Messenger RNA from Cyclospora cayetanensis, 1749 nucleotides. Its product is annotated as 60 kDa chaperonin 2. Gene Ontology annotation, biological process: protein refolding. Gene Ontology annotation, molecular function: ATP-dependent protein folding chaperone; ATP binding. The coding region runs from base 1 to 1749 and encodes 582 amino acids. The record is from RefSeq and is a predicted model, not a curated record. Lineage: Eukaryota; Apicomplexa; Conoidasida; Eucoccidiorida; Eimeriidae. The transcript has 9 exons.
AUGUUGUUGGCAUCGUCGGCUGCGGUAGCCGCUCGAAGCGGCAGCAGAGCAGCAGGAGUAGCAGCGGCUUCGUUAACGCAAAUGCAGCAAAAAAGAAAUGUUUCGAAAGAGAUUCGUUUCGGCUCAGAUGCACGCAUGCAGAUGCUUGCUGGCUGUAAUCGUCUCGCCGACGCGGUCGGUGUGACGCUAGGCCCGAAAGGCCGCAAUGUUGUCAUUGCCCAGCCGUUUGGCUCUCCUAAGAUAACAAAAGAUGGAGUGACAGUUGCGAAGUCUAUUGAGCUCCCAAACAAAACGGAAAACCUCGGGGCUCAGCUGCUCAAGCAGGUGGCGGCUACAACAAACGAUAUUGCUGGCGACGGUACAACAACAGCAACAAUCCUCGGACGGUCCAUUUUCAAGGAAGGCUGCAAAGCAAUUGACGCCGGGAUGAACCCUAUGGAUGUUCUCAGAGGCAUCCACCUGGCCGUCGAUUCAGUCCUGUCUGCCCUCUCUGCUUCUCGGAAAGAGAUCUCGACUACGGAAGAGAUCGUGUCAGUUGCAACUAUUAGCGCCAAUGGAGAUGCUCAAGUUGGAAACCUUAUUGGCGAGGCAAUGAAGAGGGUCGGAAGGGAAGGCACUAUUACAGUAGCAGAAGGAAAAGCGUUCCAACAUGCGCUAGAUGUUGUUGAGGGCUUAAGGUUUGACAGGGGAUAUUUGAGCCCGUAUUUCAUUACGAAUACAAAGGAACAAAAAGUGGAACUUGAGGCCCCCUAUGUCCUAUUGGUGGAUAAGAGGCUUUCACAAAUACAGCAGCUGCUGCCAGCCCUCGAAUUCAUCCUGCAAAACCAGGCGGCGCUUCUUAUUGUUGCAGAGGACGUGGAGAGUGAGGCGCUGGCCACACUGGUGGUUAACAAAUUGCGCCUUGGCCUCCGUGUAUGUGCCGUGAAAGCCCCAGGCUUUGGGGAGGGCAGGAAGGCGCAGUUGUACGAUCUGGCGACUCUUACAGGCGGGAAGGUCUUGAGCGAUGACACUCCAUCCCUGGCUGAUGAGAAAGCAGAUGUUGUGGCGAUGCUGGGAAAGGCCAAGAGCGUCGUGGUGACGAAAGACUCGACUCUGAUGAUGGAGGGCAAAGGCGACAAGGCAGAAAUUGCGGAGAGGUGUGACCAGCUACGGACACUCAUUCAGCAAACAAAUUCAGAAUACGAAAAGGAGAAGCUUCAGGAGCGACUAGCUCGCUUAACUGGCGGUGUUGCAGUAAUCAAGGUUGGAGGGGCCUCGGAAGUUGCAGUGGGAGAAGCGAAGGAUAGAAUCCAAGAUGCACUUUGUGCUACAAGGGCAGCUGUUGAGGAGGGCAUUGUGCCAGGGGGAGGCGUGGCACUCCUAUAUGCUUCCCAAGGCCUGAAGGACUUGAAGGUCGAUAACGCUGAACAGCGGGUCGGUAUACAGAUUGUGCAGAAGGCCUGCGAAGUGCCAUGCAAGCUCAUUGCUGACAACGCUGGCCAUGAGGGAGCAGUUGUUGUUGGAAACCUCCUGAGGCACAACGACACCAACCUCGGGUUUAACGCUCAAACGGGAGAAUAUGUCAACAUGAUCGACGCAGGCAUCAUCGACCCAACAAAAGUUGUGAAAACAGCGCUCAGUGACGCCUCCUCUGUCGCCUCUUUGAUGGCAACCACCGAGGCAGCAGUGGUCGAUGCACCCGAACCGCGAGCGAACGCUGAUGCAGCCCCGUCAGCUGCGGGAGGCAUGCCCAUGGGAGGCAUGUUCUAA